Messenger RNA from Phascolarctos cinereus (koala), 1685 nucleotides. It is a transcript of the gene SPATC1L, whose product is annotated as spermatogenesis and centriole associated 1 like. Gene Ontology annotation, cellular component: sperm head-tail coupling apparatus; centrosome. Gene Ontology annotation, biological process: spermatogenesis. NCBI's taxonomy places the organism in Eukaryota, Metazoa, Chordata, Mammalia, Diprotodontia, Phascolarctidae. The record is from RefSeq and is a predicted model, not a curated record. Gene Ontology annotation, molecular function: protein kinase A regulatory subunit binding.
GAGGAUGAGCACUCGGCAGUGGGAGGAAGACCAUGAGGGUGCAGUGUCCCAGCAGCCGAGGGAGGAGCAGGGGCAGGAUGGGCGUGAUGGCUGCUUCUGCUUGCUGGCAAGCGAGUGACUUCGGCUGGCCAACUGGACCCGAGAGGGGGAGAUUUCUGCCGGGGAUGGGUCUACACAAUGUCCUUUAGGUCGGCUCUGGCUAGCUGUGACUCGGUACCUGCCUGGAGCCAGAGCAUGGAGGUCCCCUGAGGAGGAAGGAGGUUUGGGCCUCUCCCCUCGGGUCUCCUGUGACCACGCCUGUUCCUUUAAGGGUGUGUGACAUCACAGACCUGUAGAAGCCCCAGUACAUGUCAUGGAACAUUAAAGUAUUUGCCGACUUCUUGAGUAUGACCUGAGAGCCAUCUUUCCACCUUAAAAGUAGUGAAGUAGCCUUGCGUAACUCUCCUUUAGGGAAGAGAAGAAGGCUAUGGCUGAGGGGAACGAAUUGAUGAACAGACUGAUGAGUGAGAAUGCCGACCUGAAAAAGCAGGUCCGAUUGAUGAAGGAGAACCAGAUGCUGAAGCGGCUCCUCAGCGAGAGCUGCCAUGAAAACAGCAGCCGAAAUAGAGACGGCCGGGACCCCCGUGACUUUAUCUUCCCCAAAGUCCCAGGCUACCCUGAGGCCUGCUCCCCUGGGGCUGGAGGGCCAGCCUUGAGCCCGGAGCCCCUCGUUUCUCUCCUGUGCGCUUCAGUUCAGUCAUCUGUAAAACAGUCCUCAUCUGCCUCUCAAGAAUACGGAAGACUCAUCAACGUCCCUGAGGUGUCCACACAGCUCCAGCCAUCAGCUCUAGAGGACCUGCUCUACUCCCACAUCAACAUUUCUAAUGAGGAAGACGCCUCUUCCCCCACCUGCAACACUCCCUCCCAGGUGGCUUUUAAGGGGUUUCUCAGCCCUCCAGACAUCUACUCCUCAAGAACCACGGAAAAGAAGCUAAGUCAGCUGCUCAGCAACAUGCAGGACUCCAUGAUUGAUAAGCCAAUGGCCGAGUCCAAGGAGAUCCGGCAGAAGAAAGUCUGUUUCUCUGAGAGUGGCCUGCCUGGAGGGGAUAAGAUGAGAAAAAGCUAUUAUUUGAAUGAAAUACAGAGCUUUACCAGUGCUGAGAAGGAUGGGAGGAUCGUUGGGGAGAUUGCCUUCCAGCUAGACAGACGGAUCCUGGCCUAUGUCUUCCCAGGAGUGACCAGGCUUUAUGGCUUCACUGUGUCCAAUAUUCCUGAGAAGAUCAAACAGACUUCCAUCAAAUCUUUGGAUGGCUCCGUGGAUGAGAAGAAGCUUCGAGACCUGACACACCGCUACCUGACGCUCACCACGCGCCUGGAGAAGCUCGGCUACAACCGGGAGGUGCACCCGGUCUUCAGUGAGUUCCUCAUCAACACCUACGGGAUCCUCAAGCAGAGGCCGGACCUGCGCUCCAACCCCCUGCACAACAACCCCGCAGCUCUGCGUAAGCUGGUCAUCGACAUCGUGCCCCCCAAGUUCCUUGGAGACUCCUUGCUGCUCCUCAACUGUCUGUGCGAGCUCUCCAAAGAAGACAGCAAGCCUCUCUUUGCCUGGUGAUAGGUCAGCGUUGACUCCCAUUGCCAAUGGAAAACCCAAUACUCAGAUACUCAAUUUUUUUACAAUACAAGUGCUUGACUUAAGUGUGUCA